AUGAGCAUGAUGUCAGAGCAGCUGGAUCGAGACUGGCAGGAUGCGUACCUGCUGAAGCUCGUCGAUUUCUUUCAGUCACACCGGCUGUUCAUGCCCUACCACAUUGUUGGCGUGACAAACGCGCUGAAUGCUAUUGCGGCGAUGUGGAGCUUCCGCGGGGAGCCGGGCAUUGCGAUGCGGCACCUCCUCAACAUACCACCGGCGUACCGUCGGCGACAGGCCUUCAAGCACAUCCUGCACGCACUGCAGAUACCAACAGCAGAGAUCACGCAGACGCUCGCUAAUGUGUACUUUUCACCAGAUGAGGUGGUGCCAUCCUCGGGUAGACGACAAAUUGAGGCUGCCGUUAUGAACAGCAGCAGCAGCAGCAGUAGUAGUGGCGGCGUGGGCGGUGGCGUGGUGGCACAGCACCUCCUGAUGCCGAAGCCGGCAAUUCGCGACGUGGCAAUGACAGCGGUGUUCAACCACUUUCCUGCCGCACUUGCGGCGCUGGAGAAAAGUGAGGAGCGCAUGUCGACGAUACGCCGCCGUAACACCACUCAACGUGUCACAGGAGACACCACGAAAGCAUCGGUGCGGUCCGCUUCGUCGACGGCAACACCAACAACAACAACAGCAGCAGCAGCUUCGUCCGCGCUUCAAGUAAUGCAGAGUGGCGACAUCUUGACCCUCCGCGAGGACUUCGACCCGGUGCUAACGGAGUUGGAGCUGGCGGUGGGCAUGAAGCUCGGCAGCCGACAUGUACUCUUCACGAGCGCUGUCGACAUCCUCUCUGCGGCGGCCAACAACAGCGACAAUACCACCAACGCGGGAGAGAAUGACACUGCCGCAUCCUCGGUAGCGACAUCAUCAUCAUCAUCAUCCACAGCAGCAGCAGCAGCAGCAACGGCGCAAGCGGCAGUGAAGGAGAAAACCGAGACAUCCAACCAAUCACGUGGGCCAAAGGUGCCGGACGAGGACACCGUUGUCACUUUCUUUACAAAUGAGACGAAGCGUGACAGGAACGACAACCGCAGCAGCAGCCGCUCUUCAUCUUCUCGCGCCCCACCCACGCAGACAGGGAGGCGGGAGACGUUUGGCAACUCCCCCUCCCGCCACCAGAAGUCACACCAGCACUAUUCGCAACGACCCCGCUACCAUGAGCGGCAGCAACGCCAGCAACAACGGGGCCAACGAGGAGGUGGCGGCAAUUCAUCCUCUCGCUCACAUCGCCAAACGUCUUAA
Trypanosoma grayi is the source of this 1224-nucleotide messenger RNA. RefSeq lists its product as hypothetical. NCBI's taxonomy places the organism in Eukaryota, Euglenozoa, Kinetoplastea, Trypanosomatida, Trypanosomatidae. The record is from RefSeq and is a predicted model, not a curated record. Bases 1 to 1224 code for a protein of 407 amino acids. The transcript has a single exon.